GCAGAGCGGGAGAGGGCACGCUGCGCUGCACACGCGCAAAGCAGAGCCCGGCGUGCUCGUUUUGGAAGUCUGCCGCGCGAGGCAAGGCAGGCAUCCGGCUCGGUGCCGAAAAAAUGCCCAAUGAAGGCCAAGUUGGCCGAGCAGAACACGAGGAGCCAGAGGGGGGAGCAGGAGGAGCAGCGCCCAGGAGGAGGAGAGGGGAGGAGAAGGAGGAGAAGUCGGCGGCGUCCAAGAAAUAACAAGAUUCCUAUCUUAGAGAAUCCUUCAGGGAUGCCUCGAGGGGCAGUGAAAAGGCGCCGGCCCCAGGCAGGCUUCCAGGGGUCUCCCCGAGGAGGCCUCUUAGGGGGCAGUGCAAGGAAUCCUCCGCAGAAACCUCGAGAAGCCAGUGGACGGCACCAGUUCUCCAAACUGGCGCUCGGUGCCCAUUGAGCACCGGCGGGGCGACACUGGCCACGGCAUUGCCACGGCCGCUGCACGGUGCAGAACAAAAUUAACCCCGCGGAGGAGGAGGAGGAGGAGGAGGGGGGAGGAAGAGGAGGGAGGGAGGAGGGAGGGGAGGGAGGGGGAGGAGGAGGAAGGAGGGAGAAAGGGUGGGCUUCAACAGCUCAGGUCCGAUUCAGGAAGUCGGGAGGAACUAAAUAAUCUUCCGCGUGGUCCCUCGCGGAUUUGAUACUCGCACUUCCCGAGCGGCCACAAAAAGGCACAGCAGCCGCCAGCCAGAGUAACAUGAGGAGGAUGCGGAGGGCAGGGACUAGGAACGAGGAGGACUGGAAGGUGGGCGGGAAGGGGAUCGAGAGAGGGAGGGCUGGGACUGGACUGGCGGACGUGCCGGGAUCCUUCAGCCCUGGUGAUG
This is a messenger RNA of Prorocentrum cordatum, 853 nucleotides long. The record is from the annotation of a GenBank genome assembly. NCBI's taxonomy places the organism in Eukaryota, Dinophyceae, Prorocentrales, Prorocentraceae.